AUGUCAUAUGAACCAAAUAAACGAAAAUCUAAAUUAUCAGCAUUGACAUCAAGAUUACCUAUACCUUCUUCUCAUUCUCAUUCUCAUUCCCAUUCCCAUUCCCAUAAUUCAUCUGAUCGAUUGAGGAGAUCAUCCAAUUCAGCUACACCAUUAAAUCCAUUUGGUAACACCAAUUCAUCGUCGUCACCCAAUUCACCUACGAACGGCAAUUCAAAUUACAGUUAUAGUGGCAGCAGUAAUAAUCAUUUAUACGGUAGAAGUGGAUCACCAACUUAUUCAGAAGGAAUGUCAUCUACCAUACAUGGCCAUCAACCUGAACAAGUCAAUUAUAGGAAUGAUGACGAUUUAAUUCCACCUGUAGCACCAUUUCAUCCAACGGAUUCAAACCUAUCAUCUAGAAGAUCAUCUUCUUCCCUUUUGGCUGCGGGCGGUAACAAUGGAAUAGAUGGGAAAGAAGGAUUAACCAAAAAUAGACAAUCUUCCCUAUCAUUAAACUACGUUCCAGCUAAAUUCACUAGAUUACACGCACCUGGAGAUAGGUUCAAUAAAGCCAAGCAGGGUGGUGGUAGAGAUGCUUUUGCCAAAAACGCUUCGAGAAUGGGUAUGAUGGGUACGGUAGAUGAUGAUGAAGGUGUCGUGUUUCAAGUUGGUAAAGGUGGAUUGAAAAAGAAAAAACCAAAAUUAAGAUGGAACAGAUUUAAAUGGGUUUUAUUCGUUGCUAAUACCAUUCUCAUCGCAUACGGAAUGAUAGCUCUAGUAUCUGCAAUUCUGGUCUGGCUUAAUGUAUUCUAUCAAUCUGAUGUGAUCAGAGUAGGUAAUCGAGUCGAACUUAUCAUAUCGACAAUCGCAGCAGCUCUCAUACUCUUGACCUCCCUCAUCGGUUAUGCCGGUAUCCUACUCAACAAUCGAGCUUUCUUAGCUGUUUAUACAUUGUUGUUAUGGUUCUGUCUGGCUUUAAUGGUCACUCCUGGAUACAUGACUUACAAACAGAAGACGUUCAACUUGGAGGGAAAAAUCAACAGUCAAUGGAGUCGGAAUUUGGGAUCUCAAGGUCGAUUGAGAAUUCAAGAUGCUCUCCGAUGUUGCGGAUAUUUCUCACCGUUUGUGGAAGCUACAGUAUCACCAUUAUGUUAUGCUCGGUCAAAUCUACCAGAAUGUAAAGCGAAAUAUCUUCGUUUGGAAAGACAUGUUUUAUCAAUCUGGGUAGCAUGUUCAUUCGGUUUAGUCCCCGCACAUAUCUUGAUCAUUAUCGCAAGUUUAUUAUGCUCGAAUCACAUCACCUAUAGAUUCGGUAAAGGCCUUACUCCGAAAAGAUAUCGACUGGAUUUGGGUAGUAUGGCUGUGAUAAUGGAUGAAUAUGCCGGCCAAAUAGCAGCUCAGUACGGACCGAACGUAGCUGCAGCAGCCUUAAAUCGAUCUUCAGUCUAUCUACCAAACGAUAACGAUUCUUUAUCAGGAUCUCAAAGGGGUUCAUCAACAAACUUACAUGCCAAUGGUAAUUCGACGAGUUUGGCACCACCUCUGACUGUGCCCACAUCCAGAAUGUCAACGCAUUCAACUGGAUAUAAUUCGAACUUGUUAGGCAGUGGCGCAUCUACAAGAGGUGUCUCAUUAUACGAUCCUAAUAAUCCAAGAGCAUCCUUCGAUCAGCAUCUAAGAAGAGAUUCAGAUACUUCUCUAACUCAAGGUGGAGGUGGAGGAAAUAACAGAUAUUAUGAUGGUAGUAAUGAUACAACCAGGGGAGGUUCAACGUACGGAAAUUCAGGUUUGGGUAAUGAGAGCGUUAUUAGUUUUUCAAGUGAUGAUCAUAGACAAGGACAAGGACAAUAUCAAGGGAAGAGAUAA
Kwoniella shivajii is the source of this 1845-nucleotide messenger RNA. RefSeq lists its product as uncharacterized. The record is from RefSeq and is a predicted model, not a curated record. Gene Ontology annotation, cellular component: membrane. NCBI's taxonomy places the organism in Eukaryota, Fungi, Basidiomycota, Tremellomycetes, Tremellales, Cryptococcaceae. The coding region runs from base 1 to 1845 and encodes 614 amino acids. The transcript has 5 exons.